AUGAGUCGAGCCAAAACCCCGGAAAAAGCCGUCAGCUCGGGGCGCAGCGCUUCCUCAGCACGCGACAGCGACUCCGAAACGCGCAACGCGUACGUUUCGCGCUCCCUGCUCUCGAAUCGUCACACAGACACUUCCAGCGCCGCCCCCGUCAGCGAGCCGCCCAGUGAUGCUGGAUCAAUCGACAGUCCUGAAAAAUGGUCCCUUCGCGAGGCGGCCAAGGUGGAAAAUGCGUUCGACCUGUUCAAGCAGAGUUCGGUGCCGUUCUUCAUCGCUGGGCUGGUGUCCAUCUCCUGCGGCCAGGUGUUGAGCCUCGCGUCCCGUUCCAAGCUUUUCGAAUCUACUCCGGAACUGUUGUGCCUCUCCAUACCGCUGAUGGGGCUGAAGGGGAACAUUGACAUGACGUACGCGUCGCGGUUGACGACUUUGGCUCACCAGGGAGCCCUCCGUACCUUCGACGACCUGAUGGACCGGAUGCCGGCCUUCUUGGCGACUGUCCAGACGCAAGCGAUCCCGAUGGCCAUCUUCAGCGCGAUGAUCACCUACCUGCUGAUGAUCGUCGACCGGCUGCUGGGGUUGAGUGACCCGGAUGCCUCCCAACCGACCGAAAACAUCCGCAACUUGCCGCUGAUCGCCGGCACAUCGCUGCUGACAAUUUGCCUCUCUGCCGGGUUGCUGUGUUGCUUGACGGGGAUGUUGGUCUUCUGCUCGAGAAAAUGUCGCUUCAACCCCGACAACGUGACGGUGCCCCUGGCGGCGUCGACGGGAGAUCUGGUGUGCAUCGUAUUGCUUUACGGUACCAGCCACCUGAUCAACCUCAUCCACCGCGCAUACCACUGCCCGCUCUACAUCCUGCUCGUCGCCUUCGUGCUGCUGCUACCGAUGUGCGCGUACUGCGCGCUGAAGACUGAUCUUGGCCGGCGCACGCUGAAGUUUUGCUGGGUCAGCCUGACCGUCUCGGCGUUGUUGCAGUGCAUUGGCGGCUGCAUCCUAAACUACACGGCUCGGCGGUACCCCGACUGCACACUGUACCAGCCGAUACUAACGGGAAUCGCCGGAAACCGGGUGGGCGUGUACGCGUCGCGGCUGGGCACCUUUUUGCACAGUAAGGGCAACUUGAAGACGGGCACCUUCCCCGAUCAGCUGCCCUACCUGAAGAUGGCCAACCCGUUGAGGGUGUUCUACCGGAGUGAUUCUGACGUCAAAGCCGGGCGCAUCCUCGUCUUCUCCUCUCUGCCCUACCAGCUAGCGUUCAUCCUGAUCGCCUACGGCUUGGGCACCGCCUUCAGCACCACGCUGAUGAAACCCCGCUUCCACUGGUCGUUUGCCCUCAGCUACCUGUGCUUUGCCGCCAUUCAGAUCACCCUGUUGAUGAUCUGGGGCCAGCUGACCUGCUACACGAUGUGGGCACUCGGCAUCGAUCCGGACAUCCACUCCAUUCCGCUACUUACUGGCCUCGGCGAUCUUCAGGGCUGUGCCCUCCUCCUGCUCCUCUUCGAGCUCCUAAGCAUCUACGCCCCCGAGGACAUCAACUUCAUCGACCCGAUGGCUGGAGCGAGCACCACCACAAUCACCUCGACCACCCUCGCCUCGAUGAUCGCCAACUCCACCACAACUGCUCUCCUU
This is a messenger RNA of Mesorhabditis spiculigera, 1623 nucleotides long. The record is from the annotation of a GenBank genome assembly. NCBI's taxonomy places the organism in Eukaryota, Metazoa, Nematoda, Chromadorea, Rhabditida, Rhabditidae.